This is a messenger RNA of Lasiodiplodia theobromae, 516 nucleotides long. RefSeq lists its product as uncharacterized. The record is from RefSeq and is a predicted model, not a curated record. Lineage: Eukaryota; Fungi; Ascomycota; Dothideomycetes; Botryosphaeriales; Botryosphaeriaceae. The coding region runs from base 1 to 516 and encodes 171 amino acids. The transcript has 3 exons.
AUGAACAGCCAACCAAACGACUCGCCCUUCGGAGAUCUGCACGGCCACGUCGACGCAACCGACUGGCCGCCCUUCGACAUGGAUUCUGCAUUCUCAGCUAAUCCAGGCCUCACCAGUGGUCUGGGCGGAGAGAAUCCUGACGAUGCCACCACCGUUCGCGCCAGCAAUGUCGGAGCCGCGCAGGCGGCCUUCGCCAUGAAUCCAGACACAACACUUCAGCCUCCGUCCGCGAGCCUGCCUUGGUCAGGUGCAAUCGAUGCAGUCGAAGACAUGCCUGGACAAGGAGAACAGGAGAUUCCGGGUAUCGUGCCUACGGCAAGCUUUGCAGUGGAUACAUGGCAGCCAACUUACGGCCAUGUCCAACGUCCCGAAUAUCCCGGAGAUUUCGGCGAUCCGUGGUCACUGGCUGGAGGAGAUAUCACUGGUCGGAACCAGCAACAGGGUGCCAUUCCACGCCUGGAGAGAUCCAUGCACGCACCUAUUCCCAGCCCCCACGAGACUUGGACCUACAUUUGA